Molecule: messenger RNA, 1302 nt
Organism: Anopheles coluzzii
Lineage: Eukaryota; Metazoa; Arthropoda; Insecta; Diptera; Culicidae
Exons: 2
Coding region: 1-1302 (433 amino acids)
Source: RefSeq, a predicted model, not a curated record
AUGGCGCAAGUGCCCCCGAACAAAUUGACCGAGUUGAGGUCAAUUAUUGACGGUACACCGGCAGUAGAAAAGUACGCGUACAUUAAGGCAAAACUGAUCGGAUAUUUUGCCGACAGUCAGCAGCGGCGCCUGCAGCGUGUAUUGUCCGAUAUGCCGCUUGGUGAUAAAAAGCCGAGCCAGCUUCUCAACGAAAUGAAGCGCGUUGCUGGCAAUUCCCUUAGUGAACCGGUUCUUAUCGAUUUGUGGGCAUCAAGGCUGCCACCACAUGCCCAAGCUGCAGUGAUCGCUUCUCGCGGUGACGCCGCGGACAAAACCACCAUCGCUGACGCCAUUGUGGAUUCAAUGAGCCUGAGAAGUAUUAACGCCGUCGAACGUAGCAACGCAGCGAUGGCGCCUGGCCACGUGGCUGAUGCCACAAAGUCAACGACCGCAUAUACGGCCAACGACCCCAUAUCCGAUCUACGGAAAGAGAUUGCCGAAUUGUCAAGGCGCCUUGAAAACGUGCUGCCUAACCGAAGGUACCGAGGACGAUCGAAUUCCCGCACCGGCUCAGCACAUAUGCUAACAGCCAGAGUAAAACCAUCACCGAUUAAACUGUUCGCCGCGAACGGAUCGCCGAUUAAUGUAUACGGUGAAGUGUUGUUGAAGAUCAACCUCGGCCUUCGUCGCGAGUUCCUGUGGUCGUUCCUGAUAGCUGACGUCACUUCGGGGAUAAUCGGCGCGGAUUUUUUAGGCAAUUUUGAGCUGCUGGUGGAUAUGAAACGGAAGCGCCUCAUCGAUAAUACCACUCAUCUUGAGUCGGUUAGCUUGCUAGCGAAGAGUGAGCAGUGUUCGGUUAAGACCUUCCAUCGAAUCGAAACAACAGGGCAACCUGUUUACGCACGCCCACGACGUCUCUCGCCCGACAAACUUCAAGCAGCGAGGGCCGAAUUUGAACAUCUACUGAAGCUUGGUAUAUGCCGACCAUCCAGCAGCAGUUGGGCGAGCCCGCUCCAUAUGGUGAAGAAAGCAGACGGUUCUUGGCGGCCAUGUGGGGACUAUCGGGCGCUCAACGCACAAACCAUCCCGGAUCGCUAUCCCAUACCGUACCUGCAGGACUUUUCGACUAUAUUGCAAGGUAAAAUUAUUUUCUCUAAAAUUGACUUGCAAAAAGCCUUCCAUCAGGUACCAAUCCAUCACGAGGACAUCGCUAAAACUGCCAUCACGACACCGUUCGGACUGUUCGAGUUCGUGUUUAUGACCUUCGGAUUGCGAAACGCAGCGCAAACGUUUCAACGGAUGAUCCACGAAGUGGUCAGAUGA